Dentiscutata erythropus is the source of this 4252-nucleotide messenger RNA. Lineage: Eukaryota; Fungi; Glomeromycota; Glomeromycetes; Diversisporales; Gigasporaceae. The record is from the annotation of a GenBank genome assembly.
UGACAUUGAUCAAUUAAAGAAUUUAGGGUGGCCGCCUUGGCAAACUCAAUAUCCAGACCUACCUCAAGUACAGGUAAAUGGGGAUACGAUAACUGGUGAAUCACCAAAGAAAAAGCAAAAAGGGAACGGACAUAUUAAAGGCAUAAACGAUGUGAAAAUACCGGCACUUCCUGAAGUGACAAGGCAAGAUCUUAUCGCCAGAAGCUAUCAAAUUGAACUUUUCGACAGGGCAAAGAAAGAUAAUGUCAUUGCAGUUUUAGAUACCGGUAGUGGAAAAACUUUUAUCGCAGUAAUGCUUAUAAAAGAAGUAGCUGCGGAGGAGAGAUUGUUAAGAAUGCAUCGAAGAGAGACCAAGCUCACCUUCUUUCUGGUGAAUCUCGUUCCUUUGGUGUUCCAACAAGCCAACGUAAUCAAAGCAAAUUGUGAUCUUAAAGUUAAACAUGUUUGUGGUGAAAUGGGUGUCGACCUUUGGAGCGAAAAAGAAUGGCGAAAUAAUUUUGAAAAUUUUGAUGUACUUGUCAUGACUGCACAAAUAUUUUUAAAUAUUUUACGUCAUGGAUUUAUCUCAUUAUCACAGGUCAAUUUAUUAGUAUUUGAUGAAUGUCAUCAUACUUCAAAGAAACAUCCUUACAAUUUAAUUAUGAGAGAAUUUUAUGAUCGAUGCCCUGAUGAAAGCAAACCAAAGAUAUUUGGUAUGACGGCUUCUCCCGUAAAUACUCGUAGCGCUCUUCAUUCGGCUAGUCAUUUGGAACAUAAUUUAAAUGCUAGAGUAUUUACAGCAAGUGAUAUAGAUGAAGUUUGCAAAUUUGUAAGUAGACCUGAUGAGAUUGCUAUAAAGUACGAAUCACCUCCUUCGUAUGCUUCUACUGAGCUUUAUAAUAAACUUCGAGAAGAAUAUUUUGAUGUUGAAAAAUUCAGUCGGGCAUUAACAAGCGCAUCACAAGCGCUUAAAGAUCUUGGUCCGUGGUGUUCCGAUCGUGUUUGGAAAUAUAUUUUGGAUGAAUUACAUGAAAAAUUAGAAGGUAAAUUAAAUCCUGAACUUUGCGUGGAAGUGCAAGAGGAAGAUCGCCUUGUGCGAAAAGCUAUGGAGGUCGUUGAUAAUUGGAAAUUUGAAACCCCAAAAUGUGAUCUAAAAUUUUUGUCACCAAAAGUAUUCAAAUUAAUUGAAAUACUAAAAUGUUUUAAAGAACAAACUGAUAAUUUUUGUGGAAUUGUUUUUGUUGAACGUCGACACACAGCCAACGUUCUUCAUCUUCUAAUAAAAGAGAUUGAUGAUCUCAACUUUAUUAGACCUGGUGUACUUGUGGGUCAUGGUUCUCAUGAAGAAGGUGAUUUACAAAUGAAAUUUAAAGAACAAAACAGGACUAUUAAUGCAUUCCGCGAGGGUAAAAUUAAUUUACUAAUCGCUACUAAUGUAGCUGAAGAGGGGUUGGAUAUUCAACCUUGCAACGUUGUUAUCCGAUUUGAUUUUUUCAAUACAUUGAGAGCCUAUAUACAAUCUCGAGGCAGAGCUCGUCGCAAAGAUUCUAAAUACAUUGUCAUGAUUGAGAUUAAUAAUUUAAAAGAAUAUGGUUUACUUAAGGAAAUGAAACAAGCAGAAAAAGAUAUGAAAGAUUGGUGUCAAAUGCUACCAGAAGAUCGUGCACUUCUGAGCUAUGAAUCAUCGAUAUCUUUAAUUUAUUAUUAUUGCUCAAAGCUUCCUGGUGAUAAUUAUUGUAUUUUGAGACCAGAUUUCAAAAUUGAGAGAGAGAAUGGUGGUGGGUUUACUUGUCAUUUAUCAUUACCAAAUAAUGCACCAAUACGUCUGGUUUCAAGUGAAGUUUCUACGAGUCGGGGUAACGCUAAAAAAGCAGCGGCUUUUAAAGCAUGUCUUCAAUUGUACGAAAAAAAAGCAUUAAAUGAUCAUUUAUUACCUGUGAUAGAAUGGAUUGAGGAAGAUCAUGAAAUGAUAAAGCCAGUCAGAGAUGAAUAUGGUUUAGUAGAAGGUGCUCGAAAAUCAAAGAGAGAAUAUGAACUUAAAGGUCCAGAUUUCUGGGUCAACGAAGAAGAAGACAUGUCAUCAAUUCCAGAUAAAAUUUAUGUUACAAUUUUGAAAUUAGAAUUAGAAUAUGAAAAAUAUGAUGGGCAAUAUUACCGCACCAUGUGUUUGUUAACGCGUAAACAAUUUCCAGAAGUUCCACCGAUUACUUUAUAUUUUCAUGGUGUAGCUAAAGUAAUGAAUGUAAUUCCUCAUUCCGUUCCAAUUAGUAUUGAUUCAGAAAAUUUGGAAAUAAUUUUCAAGUUUACAUUACGUACAUUCACAUCAAUUUCAAACAAAGAAUUUGAAUGUGAAUUUGAGAAAUUCACAUACCUUGUUGCACCACUUGUUCGUAACGCACCAAUUAACGAAAAUUAUUUUGAUUAUUUUGAUUGGGAAGGAAUGAAAAGAGCAGUCGCUGAAAAACAUCUACCAAUUGAUCUCGAUAAUAUUCCUGAUUUAGAAGAUGCAGUUAUAAUCGAUUAUUCUGAUAACUUACGAAGAUAUUUUGUUCAAAAAAUUUGUUAUGACUUAAACCCUUUAUCACCCAUACCAGAUGGCAUGGCGAUUAGAGAAGUUGGAUGUCAAAAUUUUGCUGAAUUUUACAAGAAACAUUUUGAUCUAGAAUUAACGUGCCCAGAUCAACCAUUGCUUCAUGUACGUAAAAUUUCAAAAGUUAUGAAUUUCUUACAGCCUGUUCCUGGUUCUUUACCAAUUAUGAAAGGUCGAACAGCUACAUAUGUGAUACCAGAGUUUUGUAAACAGUAUCCUAUUCGUGCGUCUGUUUUUCGAUCUGCUCUUAUGCUACCUGUUAUUUUUACAAGAUUGGAUUCACAGCUUUUAGCAUUAGAAUUAAGAACUCGAUUUGACAUACCUAUGAGAGACGAUUUGCUUUUAGAAGCAAUAACUACACCAUCAGCUAAUAUGGAAAUGAAUUAUGAACGUCUUGAGACAUUAGGUGAUUCAUUCUUAAAAUUUUGCGUUACAAACAGAUUAUAUGUUAUGUUUCCUGAUAAGCAUGAGGGCCAAUUACAUUGUCAACGUAUUCAUAUUAUUUGUAAUAAAAAACUUUAUCGUGGGGCAAAAAAAUUGCGCCUCUACGAAUAUAUUACAUCAUCACCAUUUAAUCGUAGAGCAUGGCGACCCGCAAAUAUGUUAGCUAAUAUUGAUGAUAUUGAAAUAAUUAAACAAAAGAAAGUUCAUGAAUUAGCAGAUAAAACCCUUGCUGAUGUAGUUGAAGCAAUGCUAGGAGCUGCUUACAUGAGUGGACAAGUCGAUGCAGCUCUCAAAUGUGCUAAAGCCUUGGACAUUUCAAUGGAAGAUAUUGAUAAAUGGGAUGACUUCCAUAUUAACAAUAAAAACCCACCUCGCGUUAAUGCAAAAGCACUUGGACAAAUAAAUGUUGAAAAAGUUGAAGAAAUAUGUGGACAUACUUUCAAGAAUAAAAUUUUAAUUGUUGAGGCCUUGACUCAUGCGAGUCUUCCAAAUUCUGCAACACCUUGUUAUCAGCGUCUUGAAUUCUUAGGUGAUGCAGUAUUGGAUUUCAUGACAGUAAAGUAUUUAUUCGAGAAAUUUCCUGAUGGUGCACCUGGAAUAAUGACUGAUCUAAAAGAUGCAGCUGUCAACAAUCAGGUUCUUGGUGCGAUUUGUGAACGAAUCAAUCUUCAUAAGCACAUAAUUCAUUUUUCCAGUAAAUUAAUGAAUGGAAUAACAGAAUUUGUUAACACUGUGAACGAACUGAGAGAGAAAAAUGAGGCAGUUGGAGAAUAUUGGAGUGAUUUAGAUGUUCCCAAGGUGAUGAGUGAUGUUGUAGAGAGCAUGAUGGGCGCCAUUUUCGUUGAUUCUGAAUUUGAUCCUGCGGUAUUGCAUAAAGUGUUUGAUAAGUGGAUAAAACCUAUUUUAACUGAGCAUGUCACCCCAGAAACUUUGAAAGUUCAUCCAGUGAAGAAAUUAACCGAAUAUAUGCAAAAAGAAGGAUGUACUGAGAUAUUAUUAAGAAACCAUACGUCGGAAGAGUCGGAUGUUCAGAAAUGCACCAUAUUCAUUCACGAAAUGCCAGUCGCACAUGCUGGCUCGACUAAUAUUAGAGCAGCAAGGAAGUUAGCGGCCCAGCAGAUCUUAGAUAAAAUUGAUAAUGAUCCCAAAUAUCUUGAAAAAAUUUGCACUUGUGAUACUCUUAUAAGAUCCGAUUCGUUAUUUAAUGACGACGAAGAUGAUGAAGUAUUAUUAGAUUGA